Messenger RNA from Penicillium longicatenatum, 1356 nucleotides. RefSeq names its product Brix domain-containing protein. Lineage: Eukaryota; Fungi; Ascomycota; Eurotiomycetes; Eurotiales; Aspergillaceae. The coding region runs from base 1 to 1356 and encodes 451 amino acids. Gene Ontology annotation, biological process: ribosomal large subunit assembly; rRNA processing. Gene Ontology annotation, cellular component: preribosome, large subunit precursor. The transcript has 2 exons. The record is from RefSeq and is a predicted model, not a curated record. Gene Ontology annotation, molecular function: rRNA binding.
AUGGCCAAAGCACGUGUUAAGAAGCGCACCCACCUCCGGCCGCAGAAUGCCUCCUCGUCGUCAAACAAGGCCGGCGCCGCUUCAAUGAACAAGACCCCCAAGUCUAUGGUCAUUCGAGUAGGCGGUUCGCAGGUUGGUACCAGUGUUAGCCAAUUGGUCAAGGAUGUCCGACGGAUGAUGGAGCCCGAUACAGCAGUGCGAUUGAAGGAACGCAAAUCCAACCGACUGCGCGAUUACACCGUCAUGGCCGGUCCCCUCGGUGUCACACAUUUGAUGCUCUUUUCCAAGUCCAGUACCGGUAACACCAACAUGCGUCUUGCAGUAACACCUCGUGGCCCGACUAUGCACUUCCAAGUUGAGAAUUAUUCGCUCUGCCGAGACGUGGAGCGGGCAAUGAAGCGCCCCCAGAGUGGUGGUCAGGACCACAAGACACCACCUCUGCUGGUGAUGAAUAACUUCACCACUGCAGAUGCGACUGAGGACUCGAAGGUGCCGAAGCGCCUCGAAUCUCUUACCACCACAAUCUUCCAAUCCCUUUUCCCUCCUAUCAAUCCGCAAGCUACCCCCCUUCACUCUAUCCGCCGUGUCAUGUUGUUGAACCGCGAGCCUGAGGCUGAGAAUGAUGGCUCUUAUGUCCUGAGCCUACGACACUACGCCAUUGCUACAAAGAAAACCGGUGUGUCAAAACGUAUCCGCCGCUUGGACCCCAAGGAAAUCCGAAACAGAGAAAAGAAGAAGGCCGCUAUUCCUAAUCUUGGUAAAUUGGAGGAUGCUGCCGACUAUCUGCUCGAUCCCUCUGCAGCGGGUUAUACAUCUGCUUCCGAGACUGAGCUGGAUACCGACAACGAGGUAGAGGUCCUGGAGAGCACCACCCGGAGAGUUCUCAACAAGCGCGAGCAGCAACGCCAAAAGGCUGCAGAGAAGGGUGAGAAGAAGGCUGCUGCUGUACCCGGUGUGGAGAAGCGGGCUGUAAAGCUGGUCGAAUUGGGACCCCGUCUGAAGCUUCGAUUGAUGAAGGUCGAGGAUGGUGUCUGUGAUGGCAGAGUUAUGUGGCACGACUAUGUGACCAAGACUGAGAAAGAGAAGAGAGCCCUGGAUCAGAGCUGGGCCGUUCGCCGCAAGGAGAAAGAGGCUAGAAAGAAGCAGCAAAGAGAUAAUAUUGAGAAGAAGAAGGCCGAAAAGGCCAAGGCCAGAGGCAGGGGUGAGAAGGUAGACGACGAUGAGGAGGAUGAGGAGAUGAUCGAUGAUGAUGAUGAGGCUGAUUGGCUCAGCGAUGACUUUGGUGAAGAAGCCGAUGAGGGUGAUGAUUCUGAGCCUGAAGCUGGGGCUGACUCUGACGAGUCUAUGGAGGAGUAA